AUGAACAUGCUUCCUGCCUAUGUGAACUCUCGAGAUAGACUGAGAGUUUCCAGUCCUGUCAUUGGCUAUCAACAGCCAACAAAGAGCUUCGUAAAGGCCCGUUUACACGGGGAUAGUUCGCUGGCGCCAGUAACUAGCGGAUCUGCAUCUGACAACUUAAGAUGUCUUAUUUUCAGUAAAGUGUAUCUCUGCGGCAGUGGUGUUGCUUAUAUCAGAAUCGCCCGCUCUAAAUUAAAUUUCCAAAGCCUUGUAAUUCACACCUUCCCCGCGGCAAUGGGCCUUCCCGCUGUCCCGUGGCCACAGCUGCCCAACUGGCCUUCCUGCCGUCCCUUUGGCCACAGCUUCCCAACCGGCCUUCCCGCCGUCGCCGCAGCCCCAGGUGCCCAACCGGCCUCCCCACUAUCCCCAUGGCCCCAGCUGCCCAACCAGCCUCCCCACCAUCCCCAUGGCCCCGGCUGCCCAACCAGCCUCCCCACCAUCCCCAUGGCCCCGGCUGCCCAACCAGCCUCCCCACCAUCCCCAUGGCCCCGGCUGCCCAACCAGCCUCCCCACCAUCCCCAUGGCCCCGGCAGCCCAACCAGCCUCCCCACCAUCCCCAUGGCCCGGCUGCCCAACCAGCCUCACUGCCGUCCGUGGCCCCAGCUGCCCAAACCGGCCUAA
Messenger RNA from Macrobrachium nipponense, 660 nucleotides. RefSeq lists its product as uncharacterized. The record is from RefSeq and is a predicted model, not a curated record. The coding region runs from base 1 to 660 and encodes 219 amino acids. NCBI's taxonomy places the organism in Eukaryota, Metazoa, Arthropoda, Malacostraca, Decapoda, Palaemonidae. The transcript is spliced from 2 exons.